This is a messenger RNA of Lytechinus variegatus (green sea urchin), 1842 nucleotides long. RefSeq lists its product as uncharacterized. The transcript has a single exon. Gene Ontology annotation, molecular function: zinc ion binding; ubiquitin-protein transferase activity. The record is from RefSeq and is a predicted model, not a curated record. Gene Ontology annotation, biological process: positive regulation of DNA-templated transcription. The coding region runs from base 16 to 1842 and encodes 608 amino acids. NCBI's taxonomy places the organism in Eukaryota, Metazoa, Echinodermata, Echinoidea, Temnopleuroida, Toxopneustidae. Gene Ontology annotation, cellular component: nucleoplasm; chromatin.
ACUAGACUGAUCACCAUGGCAACUAACUUCAACCCAGACCAACAAUGUGAAGGAAAGGAGUGUCAAUCAAUCACAGAUGUGACGUACUACGUGGAGGAGAAGAAGAGACUCUGUGAUGACUGCGCCUCUAAAGAAGGAUGCAUCGCAAGAAUUAAAAGAGGUGUACCAAAUAUUUAUUGUGAAGAACAUGAUGAAAAGGUAAAAUUAUAUUGUAAAUCUCAUGGCGUUCCAUUGUGUUAUUCAUGCGCUAUGGUCAAACACCGGCGUAAUUGCGAGCAACAAGAUAUAAAUGAUGCAAUAAACGACAAUGGGGCGAGACUAACAGUUCUAAAAGAAAAAGGGAGGGACAAAUUGAAAGAAGGUCGUCUUUAUGAAGAUGAAAUUGACCAAUGCACAAAAGACACAGACACCCAUCUACAAGCUUUGAAAAAUGAAGUUAAUUCGAUAAUCAAGGAGGCGAUCAACACAGAUAAAGCCAAGGAGAAGAUGGAGGCUGACAAAAUCAACCAAGAAUUUGAUGAUAAGAAUCAAGUACUUCAAGAACAGAUUAUGAAGAUCAAUGAAAAGAUUCGAAAGAACAAUGAAGAGAGAGAGAAACAACUUGAAUUACUCCAUACAAAUGCACAGAUUAGACAAAGACACAUGGACAAUAAGAAGAUUGGUCUUCAUAGAGACAUUGAUAACAUUGUUAAAGAGAAGGAUAAGAAGAUCAGAGAGUUGAUGAAAUCAUUACAUGAUGACACAAAAACAAUAGAGAAUGCAUUACAGACCAUAGAUACAUUACUAGAAGACGAUAAAAACAUUGUUAAAGAUGGUCAUAGUGUGAACAUUUCAGUGAGUGAUAAACUAAAGAAACCACAUUAUAAGGAUAAAGUGAAACAAAUCACUGAUAAAAUAUCAUGUGUGAGGUUUGUGAAGGGUGUUGGGAGAGAGAAGUAUGAUGGUAGGAUUGGUGGGUAUGAUGGCGAGUGGAUGCUUAGUGAUACAAUCAGUGUCAAAGAUGAAAUCAAAGUCCCGCUUAUUGUGGGCUGCUUAGAUGAAAGUAAUGUGAUCAUCACCGACUGGUUGUCCGAUAGACAUACAUACAUGUUAGAUAUGAACACUAAACACAUCCAGAGAGUGAUAACAAGUACUGACACAUCAUGGGUAGUCUCCUGUGCAUUACUGAAUGAUGGCAAGAUAGUAUGUGGUAAAUACUCUAAAGGUUGUACAGGGAAAUGUUUGACUAGAUGCAUCAGUGUGUAUGACAGACAAUGGACGAACAUCAAUGACGUCACAAUACCAAGAAACACAACGCACGAUACCUCAUGGGUGGAUGUAGCUGUUGACCGUGAUGGGAUGAUCAUCGCUGAGGAGAGGGAUCAGUCUAAGAUAUACGUCAUCAACCCAGCUGAUAGUAAGAUCGUGAAUACCAUCAAAUGUAAACAGAAAGUACUGAUGCGAGGUGUGCUACAUGUAUCAUCAGGUCACAUCAUCGCUCAACCUUACCCUCUUGGUAAGAGAGUACUAAUCAUAGACAGACAGGCUGGUAAAAGGGAAAUCCCCCACAGUGACGUCAUCUUGAAUGUCAGUGUUGAUUCUGUAACAGAGGACCUCUACGUCGUGUCAUCAGAUGAUGAGGGCAAGACGUGUGUGAUUGAUCAGGUGAUGAGAGGGAGUGAAGUGAAGAAGAGAAGAGUGACGUCAUUCCCUCUAUCAACUAGACUGACUGAUCAAUGGACUAAUGUUGGGUCAAGGCAAUAUUAUCUUUCAGUAUCUCGUGUAAUGAUCUCAUUAUCAGGCAAGAUAAUUGCUUCUGAUGGAGACAGUAUUCUCGUAUUCGAAAAAAGACUCACAUUCUAA